UUGCCAAUUUUGCGUCUAACAUUUCCGAAUGUUUUGAAGAAAAGUGUCAAAGUCCAAAUAAAUCAAAUCAUUUCAUAUAUAAAUCCCCUUAUUGGAAAAACCCUCAAACAAACACCUGGAGAUCAGCUAACUAGAUAGAUCAUGAGUUCAGCAACUCGGAGUAGCAAAUGUUAUUCAAUGAUGAUGCUCCAAGUCUUAUGGGUUUUGGUUGUUUACAUGUUCAGUGCAUUUGCUGAUUCUGAUGAUUGCCCACCUAAUACACCUGCUCAUGAAGUUGCUGCCCUUGGAGAGGUUGCUAAAGAAUUGAAGUAUGUUUUAAAGUGCAAGGGGGAUCCAUGUAACAAGAAUAAUAGUUGCUGGCAUACACCAGUUGAUCCAAGCAGGCAUAGUUACGUCAACCAACUAUCUUGUGAAUGCAUCGAUGGUGUAUCGCAUGUCACUAAUAUUUCAUGGAAAGGCCAAAGUCUUAAAGGCAUCCUGCCCAGAUCCAUUGCAAAGCUUCCCUACAUUAAGACUAUUGAUUUAUCAAGGAGUCUUCUUACUGGAACAAUACCAAAAGAAUGGACUGCUACAAAAUUGGAAUUUGUGUCUCUCUUUGCUAAUCGUUUGUCAGGUCCUAUUCCAGAUUACUUGGGAAAUAUUACUUCUCUAACAUAUUUAAGUAUAGAGAGCAAUCUAUUCAAUGGAACAAUUCCACCCCAACUUGGAAAAUUAGUUAACUUGAGCAACUUAACACUUACAGAUAAUGCACUUACGGGCUCUUUGCCUGUUGAGUUAAAGAAGCUCAGUAAUCUAGCAGAACUUCGAUUAAGCAGUAACAACUUCAGUGGGCAAUUGCCUGAUUAUUUUCAGAGUUGGACAAACCUUAGAGCGUUAGAAAUUCAAGGAAGUGGCUUUGAGGGGCCAAUACCUGCUUCGAUUUCUCGUCUGCUUGAUUUACAAGAACUGAGAAUUACUGAUUUGAAAGGAGAUGGUUCCAAGGUUCCACCAUUGAAUAAUUUGCAACAACUAAGGACAUUGACUUUAAGGAACUGUAAUCUCACCGGAGAAAUUCCUCCAUACAUAGGAAUUAGUAUGCCGCAAUUAGUUCAAAUAGAUCUUAGCUUUAACAAAUUAACAGGAAAUAUUCCAGAUACUUUUCAAAAUUUAUAUGCUCUGCGGAAAGUGUAUCUAACAAGCAACAUGUUUACUGGAACUAUCCCAAGUUGGAUCACUGACACGGAUGACAGUAGCCGAAUAGACCUUUCUUACAACAACUUUAAUGAUAGCACGUUACCAUCUCAUUGCGAGAAAGCAACUUUAAAUUUAUACAGAAGUAAUGCAAGGGAAGAAAACUUAGAUUCAAGUGCGUGCUUAACAGACUUAAAAUGUUCAAAAGCGCGAUAUUCAUUACAUAUCAAUUGUGGAGGGCAAGAAACGAGAACAGAAAAAGGUAGGUUUGAGCAAGAUAAUGAGGAUGAGGGUGCAGCUAAAUUUAUUCCACGAACAGCAGAGUGGGGAUACAGUAGCAGUGGGGAAUUCUGGAAUCCUAGAUUUCCUACUGGUAAUUUUAUAGCACAAAGUAGUACCAAACUCAAAAUGAAUGACACACAACUGUAUCAAGAAGCUAGGCUUGCUGCCACAUCUUUAACGUACUAUGGUCGUUGCUUGGCAAGAGGGAACUACACUGUCACCCUAUACUUUUCUGAAAUCGUCUUCAAAAAUAACAACACAUAUUUCGGUCUUGGUAGACGCUUUUUUGAUAUCUAUAUCCAGGAGAAGUUGGUUGCCAAGGACUUCAAUAUAGAAAUGGAGGCAAACGGCACAGAUAGGGCUCUCAUAAAAACAUUUCCACACAUUGCGGUAACCAAUUUUAUUGAAGUUCGCUUCUAUUACGCGGGAAAAGGGAGUUGGCAACUCCCUGUAAGAGGAAAUUAUGGUCCUCUUAUCUCAGCUAUUUCAGUGGAGGCGGAGUUUGACCCUCCAUUUAACUGGAAAUUGCUCCUAUGGAUCUUAGCUGGGACUACAUUGUGCCUUAUCGCUGUUGUUUUUGGUAUAAUUUGGUGGAAACGACGCUUGGCAAACAUAGCAGCAAGAGAACAAGAACUUCUAGGACAAAAUCCACAAAUUGGUUUGUUCACAUACAAACAAAUCAAAACAGCAUGUAACAACUUUAACGCUGCAAACAAGAUUGGACAAGGCGGAUUUGGUUCAGUAUACAAGGGGAUAUUAUUGGACGGUACCCAUAUUGCUGUGAAGCAACUCUCUUCGAGAUCAUCCCAAGGGAAUAGAGAAUUUGUGAAUGAGAUUGGUAUAGUUUCUACUUUGCGCCAUCCCAAUCUAGUAAAAUUGUAUGGAUGUAGUGUUGAUAGUAGCCAACUCUUCUUGGUUUAUGAAUAUAUGGAGAACAAUGACCUUGGCCAUGCUUUGUUUGGUAAAAGCUCAAUGAGAUUAGAUUGGGCAACAAGGAAUAAAAUAUGUGUAGGCAUAGCUAGAGGUUUGGCCUUCUUGCAUGAUGAAUCAACAAUAAAAAUAGUUCAUAGAGAUAUUAAAGCAACUAAUGUAUUGCUUGAUCACCAUCUUAACCCUAAAAUAUCCGACUUUGGUUUGGCAAAGCUCAAUGAAGACGAGAAUACUCAUAUUAGCACUAGAAUUGCUGGAACUAUCGGAUACAUGGCUCCAGAAUAUGCAAUGCGGGGUUAUUUGACAGAGAAGGCAGAUGUUUACAGCUUUGGGGUGGUUGCAUUAGAAAUAGUAGCUGGAAGAAGCAACAUGAAUUUUGAACCUAGUGGAGAUCCUUUUUGUCUGUUGGAUUGGGCCUUUGUGCUGGAGCAGAAAGGAAACUUGAUGGAGCUAAUUGAUCCAAGGUUGGGGACAGAAUACAAGGAACAAGAAGCAUUAACAAUAAUUAAGGUGGCACUACUAUGCAUUAAUCCAUCUCCAGCACUUAGGCCAACAAUGUCUCGAGCUCUAAGCAUACUUGAAGGGAAGGUAAAGGUAGAAGAGCUUGUUCUAGAGCAUAAUACAUCACAUGCUCAUCAGAUGAUGCUCCCAGCUACAACAUCUGAUAAAUGGAAUAAACAAAUAACUGACAACACCGAAACUCAAAGCCUCAUACAUUCUUCAGUUACAACGAACACUAAAUCAUGGUCUUCUAUGUCUAUACAUGAUCUUUAUCCAGUUGAUAAUUAUUCCUCUUGAAGAAUUCGUGUAUAUUAUGCUCAGAAUCCAUGUAUUAGAUCAUAUAUAUGUGACUUGUGUGAUCAAACCAAUUGCCUUUUAUAUAUUAUUUAGCUCC
Molecule: messenger RNA, 3277 nt
Organism: Amaranthus tricolor (Joseph's coat)
Lineage: Eukaryota; Viridiplantae; Streptophyta; Magnoliopsida; Caryophyllales; Amaranthaceae
Product: probable LRR receptor-like serine/threonine-protein kinase At1g07650
Exons: 24
Coding region: 142-3180 (1012 amino acids)
Biological process (GO): protein phosphorylation
Molecular function (GO): ATP binding; protein kinase activity; protein binding
Source: RefSeq, a predicted model, not a curated record